AUGGCCAUGUGGGAGUACCUAAGUCCUGGCCUAGCCGCACCCGAAGACCGAAAAACGAAGGCCUGGACGGAGGCCGAGACCAUUCGCCUUGUCCUGGUCGUACUGCAGGCCGACAACCCCGAGCUCAACAUGAAGAGUUGGAAGGGAAUUGUCGCUGGAGCUAAUGCGACCAGCGGUACCAAUGGCCACGGGGCUCGCGGGGGUCUGUAUGCCAUCGCAGCGAUAAAGGGGGUGCGCCAGCCUCCAGCUUGCACGGUGCCGAUGGUCAUGGCUGUGCCGUUGACCAGGCUGGAUGUAACCACAUCACGAUUUCGAUGUAAUAACAACAUCGACGAUAGUGCUCUGGAAACCCUCGUUAGGGUAGGUAACGACCUCCUGGCAAGGAUCGGCUCGAACGGAGUCGUGGGCACCCUCCCUAACGGCAAUACAAAGUUCGUCUGCUAUGAACGGAAGAUCGACGGCACGGGAUUGUGUCUCGCCGCCAUAAACAACGACAAGAAAGGCCUGAAAAGAAGCAAACCUUCGCUGCUCGAGACCCUCAAGUCCACCACGGGCUUCGCUGACGUCACCGUUAAGUACGGCUGGCCGCCGCAAGCCCUGGGCCCCGACCAGCACAGUGUCGCGCUGCAAACCCUCGGCCUUUCGGAGCAGCUGAGUAUCGAGAAUGCGAAGUUACUCAACUACAGACCCUUGGGUCUCUGGCUGAAUUCGGCGUAUGCAAAGUACAUCGUCAAGGGCAACUUCAUGACGCUCAGUGCGAGACCGAAGGCCAUCCUCGAAUACCAGAAGAAGUAUCAAGUCUCCGCUGUGUCGAGCUCGUUCUACUCAUUUGGGACCACCUCCCGAUCAAACGUGCAGAUUAACGUGCUCCUGCGCGUUAUCGAACUGGACUCUGGACCCUCUUCGCCUGCUAACGGAGACGUCUUUGUGGCCAGAGAGGCCCUAACCAGUAUCGAGACACAGAUGGCUACUGUCAUUCCGUGCAUGAAUGAGGAUUACCGCACGAUCGAGGGUCAGACCCCGAUGACUCGCUGCCGAAAAAGAAGCCCACCCGAAGACGAUGAACACCGCCUCUUCCGCCACGGUGCCGAUGUGACGAAGUUCAAGACACCCAUGCAGGGUGACAAUAGUGUCCGACUCUCGGACGAACUUGCCGGAUACUACGGCAAGAUGUCAGACCACCGGCGACGAAUUGAGGGCAAAGGCCCAGGGGAUAACGGCUUGAGAUGUUCCCAGAGCAUCCUAUCCUUCGCAUUCGACCCCGGCCCGAUCGUCCCCUCCCUGCUGUGCGCCCGUUCCUGUCGAUCGGCAUGUGUCCAGCAUGCUCGAGGAUCCUUCACGGUCGCUACUUCGACAUCCUCGACAUUGAGCAUCGGCGGAUGCAUGAACGCGGUGCUUGCAAAUGCAGUACGGUCUUUCCGAACCUGCAGCAGCCUCGGCAGGUCCCCCUUGCCCAGAACGGAGGCAACAUCUUCGACGAGCCUGUCGUUGGUCAGGAAUGUGAGCCUCACGCUAUUGGGGCUGGUGCUGGGAGUCGUCGCAUCGUCAGGCUAUAGUGGAACGGUCAGAGGGGCGGGUCUCGUCGAGACGUCCAUGAUUGUGCGGCACCUUUCCCCAGGUCUCAUAUUCACGAUGAGGCUCAAGGCCAUGAGCCAGUUUACGCCUGUACGCAACGAGAACGUAUUCAUCAAGACCGGAUACGACGAGGCCGCUGGCAACGAGAACGCCAUCGUCAAGAACGAUGGCAAUGAGGACAUCGUCAUCAAGAACGAGGACAAUGAGGCCGCAUGGGAUAUCGCAGGCAUUGAGGCCGUUGGCAACGAAACGAGACCUACGCCCCUUCAGGGCAUCCCCGACGUUAGAAGAGCAAGGGCAGCAUGGAAAAAUGCCGACGACACGCUCAAGAACAUCAUGGAAGUCGUCAAUAUCAAUGGCGAUGGAAAGAUAAAGUACGAAAGUCGGCACAGAUUCCGAGUCUUUAUUGAAGCAGCUGAACGCCAGCUUUUCUACCUCUUCAAGAAGAUAGACCGAGACCGCGAUGGAAGAGUCGACAAAGAGGAGCUCCAUGGCGCGCCAGCAUGA
Anthostomella pinea is the source of this 2082-nucleotide messenger RNA. The record is from the annotation of a GenBank genome assembly. NCBI's taxonomy places the organism in Eukaryota, Fungi, Ascomycota, Sordariomycetes, Xylariales, Xylariaceae.